GAGAAGUGAAACACAGAGAAGUGUUAUUGUUCAGAUCACAGUCUGUUUACACUGAGUCUUGGAUGAAGAUGAUGAUGAUGAUGAUGAAAACAUCACUGGGGCUUCUGCUGCUCGGCCUUGUUGCGACUGCUGCUGCUGCUGGACCAGGCAGCUGCUCCGGUCGUUGUGGGGAGGUUUAUACCAGAGGUCAGCAGUGUAACUGUGACUACGGCUGCCUGAAACACAACGAGUGCUGCCAAGACUUUGAGGCUACUUGCACCAUCGUUCAGUCCUGUCGCGGUCGCUGUGGUGAGACGUUCAGACGAGGUCUGCAGUGUGAGUGUGAUCCACAGUGUGUCCAGUUCAACACCUGCUGUCCUGACUACCAGCUGUACUGCGAUGCCAGCGUGUCAACAGUGCAACAUCCCAGCAGGUUUCAGCCUCUCAGGGCCUCACGCUCAGGAAAACGGAAAUCAGACAAAAGCCGGAAAUGGUCCAACAGUGAGAGUGAGGAAUGGUAUUCAGGAAGGGGUCGCUGCCCUCAGAACCAGGGGUCUCGUUGUCAGGGGGCUUCACGACCCAUGAACCCACUGACCAGCGGCUCCUCUGGCUCCUCUGGUUCCUCUGGCUCCGGACGUCCUGCUGUUCCAACCAACCAGCUGCAAUAUGGCAGGCAUAACAUCCCUGUUGGCCAGAUGCCGAUGCCCGUCCCUCCCUCCUACAGCGGGGCUCCAUACUCCCCAGCACCAGGCUCCUUUCUGCCCGCCAACGGUGCUUUCUCUCGGGGCAACGGGGCUCCAUACUCCCCAGCACCGGGCUCAGCUCUGCCUGUCAAUGGUGCCUUCUAUCAUGGCAGCGGUGCUCCGGUGAGCCCCUCCACUCCCGGAGGUGCUGGCAGCAGAGUGAACGUCCAUCUGGUGCUGUCACCUGGAGGAGUCGCUCCAUCUGGGCCAAAUCAAGGUUUCAAUGGUCCAGCAGGUUCCAGACCCAGCACCCUGCAGGACGUCGCCCAGGCUCUGGGGCUCUCUGUGGUGGAUGGAGGACCUGCAGGACCAGGAUUCCUGUCUGAUGCGGACCUCUGCAGUGACUCUCCCAUCAAUGGGCUGACCGCUCUCAUCAACGGAACCAUUCUGAUAUUUAAAGGGGAGAGGUUCUGGUCAGUCGAUCCAGUCAGUCGCUCAGUUGGUCGUCCUCAGAGCAUCACAGACACUCUGGGUGUCCCGUCUCCCAUCGACACCGUCUUCACUCGUCUGAACUGCCAAGGAAACACCUACAUUGUCAAGGGAGACCAGUACUGGCGUCUGGAUGGGAACAUGGCGAUGGAGCCUGGUUACCCCAGACCUCUGACCUCCGAGUUUCCAGGUCUGACGGGACGCAUCAGUGCUGCGCUGACCGUUCCAGCCACCAGAACCACACCGGAGACUGUGUUCUUCUUUAAGGAUGGAGACAUCCUGCAGAAGUUCACCUUCCCUCUCUACUUCAACGUCCAGAUUUCCAACGACCUGCCGGCGCUGGCCAAGCCCGACCCGUACGCAACCCUCUCACCCCAACCCCUCUUCAGUCCUGCUGCCAUGGCAACCAACCCCGCCAACAUGGCCGCUCAGAACGCCAAUCCUUCCCAACCCACCAACUCCAUCACAGUUUGGCUCCACUGUCCCUGA
Messenger RNA from Stegastes partitus (bicolor damselfish), 1640 nucleotides. RefSeq names its product proteoglycan 4-like. The coding region runs from base 63 to 1640 and encodes 525 amino acids. NCBI's taxonomy places the organism in Eukaryota, Metazoa, Chordata, Actinopteri, Pomacentridae. The transcript has 14 exons. The record is from RefSeq and is a predicted model, not a curated record.